AACUUCAAAACCUCAAAACAAAAAAUUUCAUUUUAACCCACGUGUGGAAGAAUAGAACUUUAUUUGCAAUUUUUCAUUUUAUUUUUACAAUUUUACGGAGAAAAUAAAUUCACUUCAAAAUGAAAGAAGACGAUGGGGGAGUUGAUAAGAAAAAAUCCCAUCGAGUCCGACAAUCCGGAGUCAAAGCCGAGAAAAAGAAACUAAAGAAAAGCCCAAAAGAAAAAGAAGAAAACCUCACUGCCCGUCAGAGGAAUCCCAAGGCGUUUGCAAUCAACUCGACAAUACGCGCUGAGCGAAAUUUCCGUCGCAAAGAAGAUCUCACAGCCAAAAAACAACAUAUCCCCUUAGUUGAUCAGACGCCAGAAGAACCUCCGCCAGUUCUUAUCGCAGUGGUUGGCCCUCCCAAAGUGGGUAAGACAACUUUGAUCAAUAAUUUGAUUAAGAACUUUACACGGACAAAUGUGACCGAAAUCAAUGGACCCAUUACGAUUGUGACAUCAAAGAAGCGACGCAUCACUCUCAUAGAAUGCAACAACGACAUCAAUUCUAUGAUUGACAUUGCUAAGUGUGCCGAUCUAGUGUUGCUUCUCUGCGACGCCAGUUAUGGAUUCGAAAUGGAAAUUUUCGAGUUCCUCAACAUCUGCCAGGUGCACGGAAUGCCCAAGAUCAUGGGAGUGCUCACUCACUUGGACAUGAUAAAGAAUCCCAAGCAAUUGCGGAAACGAAAGAAGGAACUGAAACAUCGUUUCUGGACGGAAGUCUAUGACGGAGCCAAGUUGUUCUAUCUUUCGGGGCUAAUCCAUGGCGAGUACCUGCGCAAUGAAAUCACAAAUCUGGGCAGAUUCAUUUCGGUCAUGAAAUUCCGUCCGCUUUCGUGGCGUGGAGCUCACAGCUACCUCCUCGUCGAUCGUGUGGAGGACAUAACAAACACUGAACUUAUUCGACAGAAUGCCAAAUGCGACCGGGAUGUCAUCCUCUAUGGGUAUGUCAGAGGCGUUCCGAUGAAGCAGGAAUUCAUGGUGCAUAUUGCGGGGUUGGGAGAUGCCCGGUUGAAUGAGCUAAGCAGCAUUGCAGAUCCCUGCCCGUUGCCAGGCACUGAGAAAAAGAGAAGUCUGCUCGAGAAGGAGCGAUUGCUCUACGCUCCAAUGUCAGGAGUUGGUGGCAUUGUCUAUGACAAAGAUGCUGUGUAUAUUGAGUUGCAGGGAUCCCACAGCCAUCACAAGGACAAAGGACCCGAUGCUGCAGAGCAGGAAGACUUGGUAGGCAAACUCGUGGAUAAAAAACAAACCAUGGACUACCAGAUUGAAGAGCAGGAAUUCCGAUUGUUCUCUGAUGGUAGUGCUAUCAAGUCAAAGGACUUCAAAGAAGACCCGAUCGAAGAGAGGAAUGAGGACGAUAAUGGGGAAGAUGAUGAAGAAAGUGAGGAUUCAGGAAUGGAGGAUGAGAAUGACGAGAGCGAUGAUGGAGGUGAUCUAGGAUGGAAAGCCGAAAGUGAGGACGAGCAGGAGAAUAAUGAAGCAGACUCCUCGGAUGAGGAGUAUCAGGAUGUUAAACAUAGAUCCAAUGAAGAAGAUGAUGACAGUGAUGAAGAGGAAGAAGAAGACGAUGAUGAAGAAGAUGACGUUAUUGCCAGUGGUAUGAGCUGGAAGGACAAUUUGGCUCAGAAGGCAAGAGAAGCAUAUUUAGAACGACAAUCCGAGGGAAAGAGUCUCAUGAAGUUGGUCUACGGAAUAUACAACAAUUCAGAAAAGAAGAAACAGAAAGAAAAAGAUGACGAAACGGAGGAAGAAUCUGAUGAUGAACUUGGUGGUCUCUUUAAAGUUGCUGCGAAAAAACAAUCAGAACUGCAGAGGGAAAAGGACAUCAAGGAUCAAGACGAAUCCUGCUUAUUUGAGCAAUAUUCAGGUAAAACCCUCAACUGGAUUGAAGAAUCCAACAAAGAGCUCAUCAAGAACUGCUUCGUGACUGGUCAGUGGAAGGCGUCAGAAGAUGCCGAAAACCUACUCAGACUCGAUGAUAUGAGUGAUGAUGGUGAGCUGUAUGGGGACUAUGAAGAUUUAGAGACUGGAAAGAAGCAUUCGGGUAAGAAGGAAGAGUCCUCGGAAGCAGCAGCCGGUGAAGAAGACGCCAACGAAUCGGAGAGCUCUAGAAAACGCAAAAUGACCCGUGUCGAGGAGGAAAAUCUAACCAAAGCCGAACUCAUGGCAAAGAAGAUGAAACUCAAGGCGAAAUUCGACUCGGAAUACGAUAACAAGGGCGAGGAAGAGACUCGCAUAACCGGUGAUCACUCCUACUACGAAGAGCUGAAAGCCAAAGCCCAACAACAGUCCGAGUUGAAUAAGAGCGAGUUCGCCGGUCUGGACUCCGAUUUGAGAGUACAAAUCGAAGGUUUUCGCCCUGGCAUGUACGUUCGCUUGGGUUUCAAGAAUAUUCCAGCCGAAUUCAUCGAGAAUUUCGACCCGAAAUACCCGGUUCUGGUUGGUGGUCUGAAUAUGGCCGAGGAGAAUAUUGGCUUCGUCAAUUGCAAGGUCAAGAAACACAGGUGGUAUAAGAAAAUCCUCAAGACCGGGGAUCCUCUUAUUCUCUCGAUGGGUUGGCGACGGUUUCAGACCGUUCCCAUCUACGCCAAGGUCGAGGAUAACUUCAGACACAGGUAUCUGAAAUACACACCGAAUCAUGUCACCUGCGGAAUGACUUUCUGGGGUCCCAUAACCCCCCAGAACACUGGCUUCCUAGCCCUGCAGUCAGUUAGUCACAAUCAAGAGGAAAUAAAGAGAAUCGGGUUCAGAAUAGCUGCGACUGGUUGCGUCACGGAACUGGACAAAUCUGCGCAGAUUAUGAAAAAGCUGAAGCUUGUCGGUCAUCCUUUCAAAAUCUACAAGAAGACUGCCUUCGUUAAGGGCAUGUUCAACACCACCCUGGAGGUUGCCAAAUUCGAAGGGGCCAAAAUUAAGACAGUGUCGGGUAUUCGAGGUCAAAUUAAGAAGUCACAUCACUCUCCGGAGGGAUCUUUCCGUGCCACAUUCGAAGACAAAAUACUCCUCAGUGAUAUCGUGUUUUGUCGAACGUGGUUCCGCGUCGACGUGCCCAGAUUCUACGCUCCCGUCACGACUCUGCUGCUAUCUCCGGAGAAAAAGCUCCACUGGCAAGGAAUGAAGACCCUGGGACAGCUGAAGCGGGAGAACAACAUCAAAAAUGAAGCCACCUCAGACAGUCUCUAUACGGAAAUCAAGCGAACGCCGAAGAUAUUCAAACCGCUGACCAUUCCCAAAGCUCUGCAACGUGCACUCCCGUACAAGGACAAACCAAAACACGCCCCACUCAAUCCCAAAAACUCCGUGGAAAAAGACCGUGUGGCUGUGGUCCUAUCGCCGCAUGAGCAAAAGGUUGCCAAGAUGAUGAAGAUGAUCGAGACCAACUACACCGAUAAGAAGAAGCGCGAGAAAAUUGAAACCCAACAACGGUUGAAGAAUUUCAAAAUUCAAAAACGGGCCGACGAAACAAGAAAACUUAAACGACAGAAAGAACUUCGCAAAAAGGUUUCCCGCGCGCUCAGUAAAAUGAAAGGAAAGUCCAAGGAUUAAGAGGAGGAGGUUUUUUAGAAUCUAGGUUUAAGAUGUGUCUAAAAAAAAGGAAAUACAGUUAUUUCUAGUUACAUUUAUUUCAAAUGUAUA
Molecule: messenger RNA, 3674 nt
Organism: Eupeodes corollae
Lineage: Eukaryota; Metazoa; Arthropoda; Insecta; Diptera; Syrphidae
Product: ribosome biogenesis protein BMS1 homolog
Exons: 3
Coding region: 120-3584 (1154 amino acids)
Biological process (GO): ribosome biogenesis; maturation of SSU-rRNA from tricistronic rRNA transcript (SSU-rRNA, 5.8S rRNA, LSU-rRNA); endonucleolytic cleavage of tricistronic rRNA transcript (SSU-rRNA, 5.8S rRNA, LSU-rRNA)
Cellular component (GO): nucleus; 90S preribosome
Molecular function (GO): GTPase activity; GTP binding; U3 snoRNA binding
Source: RefSeq, a predicted model, not a curated record